AUGUCUAUAGUCAUGAAGUCAUUCGAGCGCCUGGUCCUCCCCCAUCUCAAGUCCUUCACCUCCCCCUUCCAGGACCCUCUGCAGUUCGCUUACAGAGCCAACAGGUCUGUUGACGACGCUAUCAACCUGGCCCGCCCCUUCAUCCUGCAGCAUCUUGACUCCCCGGGAACCUAUGCUAGGAUCCUGUUCGUGGACUUCAGCUGGGGAUUAAUAAUGGACCAGAGGCAGUGUGUGCAGCUGGAGAAGAAUAUCUCCGGCUGUGUACUUUCUCUUCUGCUCUUCUCCCUGUACACCAACUGCUGCACCUCCAGCCAUGACUCUGUUAAACUGAUUAAGUUUGCGGACGAAACCACCCUCAUCGGGCUCAUCUCUAAUGAUGAUGAGUCUUCCUACAGCAGGGAGGUGGACCGGCUGGUGUCUUGGUGCAGCAUCAACAAACUGUAUCUGAAUACCCAGAAGAAAGCGGAGAUUGGACUCUGUCCGUUUCCUCUGCUCCACCAUCACUCAGGACCUCCAGUGGGAGCCGUCCAUCAGCAGAAAUGCAUCAAAAAGACCCAGAAGAGGAUGUACUUCCAGCGGCAGUUGAAGAGAGUCAAGCUGCCGGCCCAGAUGAUGGUGGAGUUCUAUACGGCCAUCAUAGAAUCCAUCAUCACCUCCUCCACCACCGUGUGGUAUGCUGGAGCCAUAACCAGGGACAUAGACAGACUGCAGCCUGCAUUCUUUCCUGUGAAGCCGGUGUCUGUCCCUAAAUCAGCUCAGCCUGAGGAAAUCAAACCCUUGGGAAAGGGAAAACAAAGUGCAACUGCUUUGUAUGAGCCAACUUCAACCUCUGAGUCGACCUCAGUGGAGAACGCAGAAGCACUUCAAGUAGAGAACACUGCUCUGAAAAGUGAAGUAAAGCGUCUGAAGGAGCUUCUCCAGCAGAAAGAUCAGAAGCUGGCGGAUGCUGCUCUCAAAGCUGAUCACUUUGAAGAACAGAUGAGCCACAAGACAGAACUUUUAGCAAAAGAGCGUCUUCUAAAUGACCAUCAGCUGGCAUUAACAGAAGCCAAAAACCAUCUGGCUAAAGAAAGAGAAGAAAACACCUCCCUCAAGCAACAAAUGGCUGAACUAAGAAAAGCUCAUGAGGAGGAUAAGGCCGCAACUGAAAAGAACUUUCUGGAGGCGCUCUCCAAUAAUGCGAAGAGCAUGGAACAGUUAAGAGAAACCAUCACAGAAAAAGAGACCAUCAUGAGCAAAUUUGAAAAGGUCUCCAGGACAAGGAUCGUAAAACUACUAGGUCAGAUCGACGACCUAAAAAUGGAGCAACGGAAGAAAGAUUAUAUGCUGCGGGAAGCUGCUCGGAAAGCCGAUGAGUUGGAAGAAGAGAUGAGCCAAGAAAGACAGCAAUGGCAGGAAGAAAAGUCCUCUGUCUUCCAAGAAAUGGCUCAGCUAAAGACAGCUCAGGAGGACAAGGAGUCCCAGGUGACUGAGUCUAAAAGAGUCUCCAAGAAAAAGAUGGUCCAACUACUCCGUCAGAUGCACGACCUAAAAGUGCAGCAUGAGCAGGAACAUUUGGACCUCACCAGCAAAUGGGAAAUGGAGAAAGAGUGUCUUCUAAAUUACCAUCAGCUGACAUUAACAGAAGCACUAACUCAGCUGGCUAAAGAAAGAGAAGAAAACACCUCCAUCAAGCAAGAAAUGGCUGAACUAAGAAAAGCUCAUGAGGAGGAUAAGGCCGCAACUGAAAAGAACUUUUUGGAAUUGCGCUCCAAUAAUGAGAAGAGCAUGGAACAGUUAAAAGAAACCAUCAGAGAAAAAGAUGUGAUCUUAAGCAAUUCUGUAAGGGUCUCCAAGAAAAAGAUCGUCCAGCUCCAAAAUCAGAUUGAGGGUCUAGAAAGGAAGCAACAGCAGGAACGUUUGGAGCUUACCAGAAAUUUGGAAAAGGAGAAAGGGGAUCUUCAAUAUCACUAUGCUAUGAUGUUGGAGACAGAACAAGAUCAGAUGGAUGAAGACAGAGAAGCAUGGAAGAGGGAAAAGGACUCCAUGCUGGAAAAAAUAGCUGAAUUAGAAAGAAAAUGUGAGGAGCAGAAGGCAGCCUGUUACCAAAGUGAAAAGAACAUUUCAGAAUUGCUCUCCAAUAACAAGAAGGCCAUGGGAAAAUUAAAAGAAACCAUCAAAGAAAAAGAUGCUGUCAUAAGCAAUUCUAAGGUCAUCUUGAGGGAAAAGCUGGAGCAAAAAGACCAACAGCUUGAGACGGUAAAAAAGGCCUCUGACAAGAAGAAUUUGGACCUCAGCAUGAAAUUACACCAAGUGGAAGAAGAGCUUAAACAAGAGAGGGUCAAAACAAAUCAAGCCAGACAGAGCUUUGACCUGGAGGUAGAGGAGUCCACCAAAUUAAGAGCUGCUUUGGUCCAGAAAGAACUGGAAGGCCAGCAGCAGCUGGAAGAAGAGAGACAACAGCUGGAAGAAGAAAAGUCCACUCUUUCACAACAAAUCGCUCACCUAAAGAAAGUUGUCAAGAAGAAAAAGACCAUCAUCAGAAAAACUCAAGAGGAUUUCCAGCUCCAAGUUCAUCAACUACAGCAGCAGGUGGAUGAGCUGAAAGAGAAGACUCCAAAGAAAAAUGUUGGUCGGAGGUUCCUGAACCUGUUUAGAAGAUCUAGAAAAAAAGACUAAGUGGACCCCCCACCACAGCUCUGGCGAGAGAGCCUUCUACCCCCCACCCCCACCACACCACCACAACCCUGAAACGACCGUGGUGCAGCAGUAGGGCGGUCGACC
Molecule: messenger RNA, 2763 nt
Organism: Oryzias latipes (Japanese medaka)
Lineage: Eukaryota; Metazoa; Chordata; Actinopteri; Beloniformes; Adrianichthyidae
Source: RefSeq, a predicted model, not a curated record